AUUAAAUUGAUCUUUUUUCAUCUUUAUCAUUUUGAUUUCUUAACAGGGGAAUCUGGAACGUCCCUCAUAUAACUGACUGUUAUCUCAUCAAUGGAACCCUAUUGAAGGAGGGAUUAAGUGGAUUAAGUUUGCCCAGUGGAGAAAAUUUUGAAUCUAAUCUGAUUGAUUCUGAUACAAUUGAUGAGAUUAAGGUUAAAGGAGAUUCAUCUAAAGAUGAGGUCAAUGGAGUAACGGUCAAGAGGGAAACUCCUAAGGAUUAUUAUCCCUCUUAUAGAAAUGAAAAGGAUCCUUCCUUGGAUUCUGACAUGGCUUUUUCAGCUUCUCUCCGGUCAAGGGGAAUUUUCAUCUUCGUUAUCAAUAUCGAUGAUUAUGGUCAUCUGGUCAAUUCUGAGACCUUUGAGACAACUCAUGUUCACAAUGAUUUAUAUGAAAUUUACAAUAAUCAAUACGAAUGGACAGAGAAAUACAUUCAUCCCAAUUAUUCAGCAGUUCUUAAAGAUGAUUAUCAAAUUGACCAACCCUGUCCUGAUGUCUACUGGUUUCCAGUGGUCACUCCAGUAUUUUGUAUCAAUUUGAUUGAAGAGAUGGAAAAUUAUGGAAAAUGGUCCGACGGAUCAAAUUAUGAUCCUCGAUUAUCGGGUGGAUAUGAAAGUGUCCCAACCGUCGAUAUACACACAAGUCAAGUGGGCCUCGAACAACAAUGGCUCUACUUCCUCAGGGAAUUCAUCCGACCCGUUCAAGAGAAAGUGUUUAUCGGUUAUUUCCAUGAUCCACCCAAAGCAACCAUGAACUUUAUCGUCCGAUACAAGCCCACCGAACAAGCUUCCCUGAAGCCUCAUCAUGACACAUCCACUUACACAAUUAACAUUGCCCUUAAUCGACCUGGAAUUGAUUAUGAGGGAGGUGGUUGUCGAUUCGUUCGUUACAAUUGCUCAGCUGUUAAUCUGCGACAAGGAUGGACACUCAUGCAUCCUGGUAAACUGACCCACUACCAUGAAGGAUUAACAGUUACAAGUGGAACUCGUUACAUUAUGGUUUCUUUUGUUGAUCCAUAAUAACAAUCAGCUGAUUAGUUUGACAGGAUAAUCUUUCAACAGGAUUAGUUGGUCAAAUUCACUGGACAUAUUAACUCAAUUGCUUUUGCAUUACAAUUUUAUUAUUUUUAAAUUGAUUUGCUAAAUCAUUUCUGGUCAACAAUUUUCAUACAAAACAAUAUUUACAAUUACAAUUGUGUACAGUUUAAUUGUUAGGGUAUUUUGAUUUGAUAAUUUAACUGUUUUCUACUACAGUUAAUUGCAAACCAAACGUUAAAUUGAUUUUAAAAUGAAUUCAAAGUUACUGAAACAAUUAGAGUUAAUUAGCAUCUUUGAUAUUCAAUGAGAAUCAAAUCAAAUCUAAUUGAUGAUUUAAAUUGAUCAUAUCAUUUAUUCACUUUAAUUGUUUCGCUUAAUUAUCAAUAAUCAAUUGGAAAAAAAGUGAACAAUUUAAAUUGAAGAAGAAGAAAAAAAAUAAGAAAUGUUAAUCUAAUCAAUUUAAUCUUAAUUAUUAUUAUCAAACAUUUAAUUGAAUGACAAUUAAAAACAGUAUUUAUAUUCUUGUAUUUGUAGCUUAACAAUUAACUAAUGGUCAAUCCAUUGGAAAUUUGAUAUAAUCAACAAAUCAUAUCAAUGAUAAUAAAAUACAAUCAAUGUAAUAAAAGUAA
Molecule: messenger RNA, 1702 nt
Organism: Panonychus citri (citrus red mite)
Lineage: Eukaryota; Metazoa; Arthropoda; Arachnida; Trombidiformes; Tetranychidae
Product: procollagen-lysine,2-oxoglutarate 5-dioxygenase-like
Exons: 4
Coding region: 306-1055 (249 amino acids)
Biological process (GO): peptidyl-lysine hydroxylation
Cellular component (GO): endoplasmic reticulum
Molecular function (GO): iron ion binding; L-ascorbic acid binding; procollagen-lysine 5-dioxygenase activity
Source: RefSeq, a predicted model, not a curated record